GCGCUGCUGCUGCGCAGACCUUUGGUUCCCAGCAGAGGAAGUGCGGCGGCUAACGUUCCGCGCUGACAGAGUUUUCUAAGAAAUAAAGGAGGAAAAUCGUUUGAGAAGAAGAUCCUUCAAUGGCUGCUGGUUAUUAAUGUUUGCUUAAACCCGGCAGCGAAAUAAGGAGGAUUUCCAGGAUCUUUCCAGGCGGUGAGGCGCUCCCAGGGCGGCAUGAUGGAGGGGGCGGCCCCUACUCUGAUCGACAGCAGCACCAGUGAGAGGGUUGUGGAGCUUCUGAAUCAGGCGGCGCUGAUGUCAUCAGAUGAGAAGCUGAACGUUCUCAAACAGGUUCAGGAGCUGAUCAUCAACAAAGACCCGUCUCUGCUCGACAACUUUCUGGACGAGAUCAUCGCCUUCCAGACGGACCGCUCCAUCGAAGUGAGGAAGUUUGUGAUCGGAUUCAUAGAGGAGGCGUGUAAGCGGGACAACGAACUCCUCCUCAGGCUCAUCGCCAACCUCAACAUGCUGCUGAGGGACGACAGCGUCAACGUGGUGAAGAAGGCCGUCCUCUCCCUCACCCAGCUCUACAGGGUGACCCUGCAGUGGUUGGUCCGCUCUAAAACGGUGUCGGAGAUGCAGGAGGCGUGCUGGGAUCUGGUCACACAGAUGAGCGGGGAGGUUCUGACCAUGCUGGACUCGGAGAACGAUGGCAUUCGGACGCACGCCAUCAAGUUCACAGAAUCUCUGAUCAUUACGCUGUCGCCACGGACACCAGAGUCCGACGUCCCUAAGAGGCAGGAAGGAGACAUCAGCCUGGACAAAGUCCCCAGAGACCACUCCUACAUUCGCUAUGACACGCUGUGUGAGGAGGGGAAGAGCGCCCUGGAGAAGCUGCUGAAGUUCAUGGUCCAUCCUGCCAUUUCCAGCAUCAACCUGACCACGGCGCUGGGCUCUCUGGCCACCAUCGCCCGGCAGAGACCCAUGUUCAUGUCUGAGGUGGUGCAGGCCUACGAGACGCUGCAUGCCAACCUCCCUCCGACUCUGGCCAAGUCUCAGGUGAGCAGCGUUCGGAAGAACCUGAAGCUGCACCUGGUGGCGGUCCUGAAGCACCCCUGCAGCCUGGAGUUCCAGGUCCAGAUCAGCACCCUGCUGCUGGAUCUGGGAAUGCCGCAGAGCGAAAUAACCCGCUACACACCGGCACCGCGGGAGCAGCGCAAAAGGCCUCGCUACGAGCAGUCCACUGAGGGAAAGAAGGUCAAGAUGGAACCAGCUCUCAUUGAGGACGACGAAGACAAAGAGGAACCGGCCCCACUCGCGGCCCCGAAGCCAGCCGCGGUUCCAGCUCCACAUUCAGCCAUCGACCUCACGGCAGAGUUCUUACGCCCGCUGCUAACGCCCGACAACGUAGCCAACCUGGUGCUCAUCAGCAUGGUGUACCUGCCAGACGUCAUGCCAGCCUCCUUCCAGGCCACCUACACGCCUGUGGAGUCGGCCGGCACUGACGCCCAGAUCAAACAUCUGGCCAGACUGAUGGCGACGCAGAUGACGGCGGCAGGCAUCGGCCCAGGUCAGCAUUUCUGCUCCUACCUCCCGCAGUUCCGGGUGUUCUGGCAUAUUCUCGGGUAUUCUUAGAUGAUUUCAGGUGUUCUGGGAUGUCCUCGGGCGUUCUGGGAUGUCGUCGGAACCUCGCUCACCCUCCUGGUUCUCCCCCAGAACCUCCCUCACCCUCGUGGUUCUCCUCCAGAACCUCGCUCACCCUCCUGGUUCUCCUGCAGGAGCACCGGUACCGUCGGGAGGAAGAAGGUGUUCCGACUCGCCGACGUGGUCCAGCCUUUGUCGGACUCCCAGAUCGGGCUUCUGUCGUCCAAAGCGGUGAAGCGGAUCCUCCAGUCGGAGAAGGCCAUCACGCAGAGCGGGAUGUCCCACGUCCGAGUGAAGCUCCUCUCCAGGCUGGUGACCCAGUUCGAGGGCGUGAUGAAGGAGGACGUCCUGGAGUACGUUCUGGAGGACAUCCGGACCAGGAGCGAGCUGGCCUUCUCCCUGCUCUACCAGGAGUACAACACCUACCUGAGCCAGCUGCCCGCCGGCCUGCUGGACAGCUACGACCACUGCCUCUACACGCUGCUGUCGGGUCUGCAGGAGAAGCCCGAGCAGAGGGACGGACUCUUCACUAAGCUGGUCCUGGAGGCGCCCAUCAUCACCGAGUCGGCGCUGGACGUGAUUCGGCGGUACUGCGAGGACGAGUCGCGGGUCUAUCUGGGCAUGACGACGCUGAAGGAGCUCAUCGUGAAGAGGCCGUCCAGACAGUUCCAGUACCUCCAUGUUCUUCUGGACCUGAGCUCACAUGAGAAGGAGAAGGUCCGCAGCACCGCCCUGUCCUUCCUGAAGCGGAUGUAUGAGAAGGACCACCUGAGGGACUACAUUGAGAAGUUUGCCCUGAACUACCUGCAGCUCCUCGUUCACCCAAACCCGCCGUCUCUGCUGUUUGGAGCCGACAAAGACACAGAGGUGGCGGCUCCGUGGACGGAGGACACGGUGAGACAGUGUCUCUUCCUCUACCUGUCCCUGCUCCCUCUGAACCACCGGCUGGUCCACGAGCUGGCGUCCGUCUACACCGAGGCCAUCGCAGACAUCAAGCGCAGCGUCCUCCGCGCCAUCGAGCAGCCCAUCCGAGGAAUGGGCAUGAACUCUCCUGAGCUGCUGCUCCUGGUGGAGAACUGCCCCAAAGGAGCCGAGACUCUGGUGACCCGCUGUCUGCACAUUCUGACCGACAAAGUGCCUCCGUCUCCGGAGCUGGUGGAGCGGGUCAGAGACCUCUACCAUAAACGGGUUCCUGAUGUGCGUUUCCUGAUCCCGGUCAUCAACGGGCUGGAGAAGAGUGAAGUGAUCCAGGCUCUGCCUAAACUCAUCAAGCUGAACCCCAUCGUGGUGAAGGAGGUCUUCAACAGACUGCUGGGAACUCAGCACAGUGAGGGAAGCUCCUCGGUUUCUCCUCUGACUCCAGGAGACCUGCUCAUUGCUCUGCACAACAUCGACUCCACCAAGUGUGACAUGAAGUCCAUCAUCAAAGCCACCAACCUGUGCUUUGCUGAGAAGAACGUCUACACCUCAGAGGUUCUGGCCGUGGUGAUGCAGCAGCUGAUGGAGCACAGUCCGCUCCCCAUGCUGCUCAUGCGCACCGUCAUCCAGUCCCUCACCAUGUACCCCCGCCUGGGCGGCUUCGUCAUGAACAUCCUGUCCCGCCUCAUCGUCAAGCAGGUGUGGAAGUAUCCCAAGGUGUGGGAGGGCUUCGUGAAGUGCUGCCAGAGGACCAAGCCUCAGUCCUACAGCGUGUUGCUUCAGCUGCCGCCGCCGCAGCUGAGCGCCGUCUUCGAGCGUUGCCCCGAGAUGAGGACGCCGCUCCUGCAGCACGUCCUGUCCUUCACGCCGCAUCAGCAAGCUCACAUCCCGACCUCCAUCAUGGCGGUUCUGGAAGCCCAUAAGAAACCAGAACCCAAGGCGGCGGAGGCCGUCCUGGAGCAGGAGGUGAGUUGGUUCUGUCCGACCCGCUCUGAUAAGCAGCCGGAGGUUUCUGCUCUUCGCUCAUUUCUUCUAAUGUUCCAGUCGGAACCGGCUCCAAAUCCAGAAACUCCUGUCAUGGAGCCCGGCGAGCCGGAUCCUCGCCAUCAGCAGGAAGCGGUUCUUCUAAAGGAGGAAGAGGAACCCAUGGAGCAGGAAGAGGCGGAGCCAACGAGCCUGGAUGGAACUCUGGACUCUGUUUCCCAGGACGAUCUGACCAAGGAUGCGGAGGAACCCACACCGGCUCCAGAACCAGCUGAGGAACCCAUGGAGGAGCCUCAGCCAGAACCGUUGGAUCAGCCGGAGUCUCCCAGAGAUCCAGAACCCAUCGAGGCUGCGCCUGAAGCUGGAAGUGGGUCGGAGGAAGUGGACUAAACGGGAAACAAACGAAGGGAAAAGCAGCUGGUGAAGAAAACCGACUCAUCAGAACUUCAGUGAUCCGUCUGAUCACAGGUCCAACAUGAGCGGUUCUGAUAGCUUGGACUCAGAAUCCAUCAUCAACCGGCGGCUCUGAUGCCGGAGCAGCAGAACCAUCUAAGCCAGGGUUCUCCAACCGGGUCCAUUUGGACCUUCUGAUGGAUUAUCAGCGUUUAAACUUAAGCAGAAAAAUGUUCUUUUUAUUCUUUGUUUGAAAACACAAAUAAAAUGUUGGUUCGUUAAAGAU
Cyprinodon variegatus (sheepshead minnow) is the source of this 4204-nucleotide messenger RNA. RefSeq names its product symplekin (gene sympk). Gene Ontology annotation, cellular component: mRNA cleavage and polyadenylation specificity factor complex. Lineage: Eukaryota; Metazoa; Chordata; Actinopteri; Cyprinodontiformes; Cyprinodontidae. The record is from RefSeq and is a predicted model, not a curated record. The transcript has 25 exons.